Alternaria alternata is the source of this 2715-nucleotide messenger RNA. RefSeq lists its product as hypothetical. Bases 340 to 2460 code for a protein of 706 amino acids. The record is from RefSeq and is a predicted model, not a curated record. The transcript is spliced from 3 exons. Lineage: Eukaryota; Fungi; Ascomycota; Dothideomycetes; Pleosporales; Pleosporaceae.
UUUACAACAUCGGCAUCUUCUUGACUCAACUCAACUCAACUCGAACAUGUGAGCGCUCUCUAAUCCGCCAAGCGUCUCUCGUUCGCAAACAUUCGCGCACCAGUCGCAUAAGGUUCGUAGGACGUGCUAAUGGCGUCGCUAUGAACCAUGGACAUUCUUCCAAAAGGGCAUAAAAAAGUCUCGUUUUUCCCUGUUGCAAUGCUGCGUAGGUCAUGUGCUCAAGUGGGGUAGCAUGUGCGCCACGGCUGCAGAGCUACAGCGUCUACUUCAGCCUGCUUGCUGACACGUCUCGAGUCGUUCCGGCUGCCCUGUCGAUAACCGCUGAACACAGUGAGGGCAAUGCGGCUUCUCGACUCUCGAACGCUUCAACUCCGAACCUUCUAUGGGGACGACAUCCCUCCAUAUGCGAUUCUGUCACACGCAUGGCUACAGGACGAAGACGAGGUCACCCAUGCGCAAAUACAGGACCCAGAGAACUGCCGCCAUAUGAUGGGAUUCCAGAAGAUCGAAUACACGUGUCAACAGUCGAUACGAGAUGGUCUGAAUCACGUCUGGAUUGACACAUGUUGUAUUGACAAAACGAACAGCACAGAGCUGUCCGAAGCUAUCAACUCAAUGUUUCAAUGGUACUCCAAUUCCAAAGUUUGCUAUGUUUACCUUACAGACAUAUCUGACCAACAGAAUGGGAACUUGAUGGGUAGCAGAUGGUGGUCUCGAGCGUGGACUCUACAGGAACUUCUUGCACCAACGGACGUCAGGUUUUACAACGUCUUCUGGCAGCGCAUAGGAUCGAAAAGGGAUUCAAUUCUUAUCAUCACAUUCGACACAGGUAUAGACGAGGAAACACUACGCUCUCCCAAAAGGAUGUUUGACAAGAGCAUUGCACAACGGUUAUCCUGGGCAGCUGGCCGUAAAGCCAAGAGGACUGAAGGCCGAGCAUACAGCUUGCUUGGCAUACUUGGUGUUAAUAUGGCAAUGCAAUAUGGCGAGGGUUCUGGCGCAUUCACGCGUUUGCAAGAGGCUAUUUUGCAAGACAACAACGACCAAACGUUGUUCGCCUGGAGUUGUGUACCCAAGAAUAUUUCAGAGAUCUACGAUCAGAUUGAAAAGGAUGAGAGUGCCGACUCGAGCGCUCUGCUGGGACCUGCACCUGGACAUUUCAAGAACAGCGAGAACCAGCGGUCCCAGUCAGUGGGAAUUGGUCAGGGUUCUGGGUCUAACCCUGAAGAAGGCCGCUUGGAGUUUUCCCACAAUGGAUUGUUCGCGACGGAUCCAGAUUCGUUCCGGGACUGUGGUGGAAUCAUCUUUCACAGUAGACACGGUCUUGAAAGUAAUAUUACUAAACUCAAUGGUUCGUGGCGCAUGAAUAUGCCCCUCACUCAUGUGAAGAGACGAUAUAUUACGUACAAGGUCGGGCUCCUUCCAUGCUCCUAUUCCGAUCGACCUUACCAUCUCUUAGCAAUCUUGCUACAAUGCUGGAACAGUGGUAACCAUUACCAACGCAUCAGCCCUGGAAGAGGGGUCUUUACAUUUCUUGUCAACAUCAGCUUUACAAAAGAUCUGCGCGUUCAUAGGCUUUGGGUCCAUGGAUCGAAUUGGUUGACCUCUCAUCAAAAGUCUUUGAGCGACAAGCAAGUCAAAGACUAUAGGAGUAUUAGGUUGCGAAUCAGACCAAAUCAGGACGAUUGGUGCUUCUCGAGCUCAGAACCCAAGGAUGCUACAUGGUCAUCGAGCGAUAUGUUACUAGAAGUUCCGAGUAUGCCACGUCACUACGCAAGCUAUGACGCAGAAGCCGCGAGCCACUCAGACUUUUGGCAAUAUAACAACUAUAUAUCCAGGAAUUCUACAGGAGAGGGACAUCGCAAAUACAAGCAAGUUCUUCAUGAGAGCGAUCCGGAAAGCAGGAAAGGAUUCCAGGAUAAAGUCUUGCUAAGUCUCCGACAUCACACCGGCGCUCAGAUCAACUUUGCCCUUGUGCUACCGGUGACACCAGAUAUGCUUUCGUGUGGUGGCGAUGAUGUUUUCAACAGCGGGGUGAUGGUCUUUGCUGGUGACGAGAGAGAUGUGGAUUGGGUCGUGCGGCUCGAAAAAGCGUGGAAUAGGGCAUCACCUACCUCGAGAGUUGGGUCAAUACGAGCUUCAGUCACUACGCGUCGUGUGUUCAACCAGCUCAUAUCUACCCUAGAGAUCGAGGACACGAAAGGUGACCCUAAUCUUAAUCAUCUCGAGCGGGAGGCACGUUUCUAUCGUAAUCUAGGCGAAAAUUACAUGACGCACUCACGCCUGUACCAACACCGCCCUCUGUCAGUGAGACGCCAAAGUCGAAGCUGCGAUUGUCGACAAGGUGGCCGUCGGGAACACUACAUGUUUUUGGGAAAGACAAACGAACCGGCUGCACUCAUUCUGAUUACGGCAGUUAAGCACAGCACCACCUCCGACUGCAAUCGAGCACGCGAUUAACCACAAGGCGAUGUGAAACGACACAGGAACCAAUGCGAAUACAGAUAUUGAGCUUGCACGGUAGGAAAUUCCAAUGCAAGUAUUGAGUAAUGCUGUGACGACGAGGAGUCUUUGAUUGAGAUUCCAGGCAUGGUAGAGAUCAAAUGAUGGAGCUAAAUGGUCGAAGACUGCUCGAGACGUGUUGAAUGCGACAGCUUCUCAGAUGAUGAUCAUAACUUAUUCAUUCGUGGUAUCUAUGUACUAUGGAACUUGUCC